CCAACUCACUCUGGUUAUCAGAUGCCUGGCUACAACCCCGCGCUGCACACGACAAUAUGCCACCUCCUGUCGGCAGAUACGGGCCUUCUGGCCUGAGCGGUCCCUAUACACAUUUACAACAAGCGCAUCUCCAACAACAGCAGCAGCAACAGCAGCAAGCUCAACAUCAUCCGGCCCACCCCCAGUCGGCCAACACGGCGCUCCCUCCUCCCUCGCUUGGCGGCCACCCUGGUUUUGCGGCCGGCAACCCCAACACUAAUAUCAAUCCUUUUACAUUAUCAGGGACAGGGAUUGCGAACGGCUUGUCUGUCGCCGGGUUUACGGGGGCUGGUGAUGGAGGGGGCUCUGGCUUGGCGAGCCAUGCAGCCCAGAUCGGCUUCGCGAGAGGGGCACAGAUGCAGCAACAGCAAUUACUUCAGACUCACGAUGGCCGGUUAGCUCUCGAGACGAAAGCAGGCGCCGUGAAGACUCGGAUACGGGAUGUAUGGAAACACAAUCUGGCCCAGGAGAUGGCCGUGUUACGGCAGCUGGUCGAGAAGUACCCUUAUAUUAGCAUGGAUACGGAGUUCCCUGGCAUUGUCGCUCGUCCCAUCGGAUCAUUUACGAAUAAAGCCGAUUAUCACUACCAGACCCUUCGAUGCAACGUUGACCUCUUGAAAAUGAUCCAACUCGGCAUCACCUUGUUCUCGGCCGACGGGGAAGUCCCUCCGCCCAAUGCUACGGAUGCAAAUGGACAGCCAUUGGGAAACAGCCUGGUACCCGCCCCUUGCACAUGGCAGUUCAACUUCCGCUUUUCACUAGAGAACGACAUGUAUGCGCAGGAAUCAACAGCCAUGCUCGCCAAGGCGGGUAUUGACUUUAAUAUGCACGAAAAGAACGGUAUCGAUCCUUUUGAGUUUGGAGCCCUUCUGAUCAGUUCCGGACUCGUCCUACUCGACGAUGUACAUUGGGUUUCGUUCCAUUCCGGCUACGAUUUUGGCUACCUGAUGAAGAUCAUGUUGUGUAAACCUCUGCCAGAAAACGAGGAGGAUUUCCACACCCUUCUGAAGAUUUUCUUCCCGUCGCUAUAUGACAUCAAAUACCUGAUGAAACACGCGGGACGCAAUCAGGCUGUCAACGAUUCGCCGCUGACUCCAGCCGCCGCGCAGAUCUUGACGAGCCUGGGCCAAAAGUCCGGUCUUCAGGAUAUUGCAGACGAGCUCGGUGUGAAACGGGUCGGCAUUGCGCAUCAGGCAGGGUCUGACUCACUCGUCACGGGCGAGAUCUACUGGAAGAUGCGUCAGCUGAUCUUCAAUGGCAAAAUCGAUGAGGCUAAGUACUCGGGGCAGAUCUGGGGUCUCAACGGCCAGAUGCCAGCACUGACAUAUCACAUGCAACCUCAUCAAACACCGAAUCUCAACGGAGCCACUAUCUACUCGGCAGCCGGGACACCGAGCACACCCAAUACCGGUCGUCAAACUCCUCAACAUCACGGUGGCAAUCUAGGUGGUGCACUAACCCCUGGUGGUCCAGGCGGAGUCAUGGGGCGUUUCAAACAGGGAAGGCAUGAGCGUUGUUUCAUCGGGUCCAUACUUUGCUUCUCUUGUUGUAAGGUGUUAGAUCAGGGGUACGGUUCGGAGGGAGUUUAUGACAUGCUUUUGCAUUUGGCUUCUCCUUGGGCCUCGUUUGUCCUGUAUAGGCUUCUUCCUGUUGUCUCGUGUCGUUCGGACUAUGCUUUGGGUGCGUUGACCGGCGUCCACCUUUCCUCUUCCCCUUUCCUCAUGGUUCAUCGCAGUAUGUGAUGGCUUUUGCUCUACUGGUGGGACAUGGAUUUGAUACGAUAUGAUGGAUGUACAUAGCUUUGUGGCACAGCUUGUGCUAUCUCAUUGUUAUUUCUUUUUGCAUUUUCCUCCGCUAUUCGACUGUUUCGGUUCAUCAUGAGGGUCUAUGGCUUUCGUGCCUUUAGUCUGCAUUGGCUAUAUUCGCGGACGGUGUAUUCGGUGUUUUGGUGGCGCAAAUGAAUCCUUUUAGCUGCAGUGUCCUUGUCCCAUUUGUUCCGAAACGCUCUAGGUCCACGAUCAUGAUUCCGGGGACAGUUCGAGCUAAAAUUCCUGUCCUCAAUUGAGGCACAAUUGCGAGGUGGCACACGAAGUUCGGCGUGAGCUUGGCUCUACAGACUGUACCUUAUCCGAAGCAAGGCUCCAGGAUCUCCGGGAGGCAAUUGGUAUGCAAUUUCUCACCGUAUCC
Messenger RNA from Aspergillus novofumigatus IBT 16806, 2226 nucleotides. RefSeq names its product CCR4-NOT core DEDD family RNase subunit POP2. NCBI's taxonomy places the organism in Eukaryota, Fungi, Ascomycota, Eurotiomycetes, Eurotiales, Aspergillaceae. Gene Ontology annotation, cellular component: P-body; CCR4-NOT complex; CCR4-NOT core complex. The record is from RefSeq and is a predicted model, not a curated record. The coding region runs from base 57 to 1781 and encodes 574 amino acids. The transcript is spliced from 2 exons. Gene Ontology annotation, molecular function: nucleic acid binding; poly(A)-specific ribonuclease activity.